Cheilinus undulatus (humphead wrasse) is the source of this 3239-nucleotide messenger RNA. RefSeq names its product family with sequence similarity 126 member A (gene hycc1). Bases 190 to 1695 code for a protein of 501 amino acids. Lineage: Eukaryota; Metazoa; Chordata; Actinopteri; Labriformes; Labridae. The record is from RefSeq and is a predicted model, not a curated record. Gene Ontology annotation, biological process: phosphatidylinositol phosphate biosynthetic process; protein localization to plasma membrane. The transcript has 11 exons. Gene Ontology annotation, cellular component: plasma membrane.
UCUAAGGUAGUUUGAGUGGAGAAAGUAAUGAAGAUGGAAGGAGCCGAUGUAGAUGAAUUAUUGAGAAGAUUUAUGGAGUAGCGAAGUGAUAGCUGUUUAUACGUCGCGCCGGAACGAUAGAGGACUACGGCACCAGGAAAUUGCCAGAUAGCAUGCCAGUAGAGGUGACUCCACUGCAGAUGAGGGAACAUGUUGGCUAUGGACCAAGGAGUGGUGGAGGAAUGGCUGUCAGAAUUUAAGACCCUCCCUGACAGUGCUGUGUCCAACUAUGCUGCCUCACUAAAGGACAAAGGCUCUCUGGUCCCUGCUCUCUACAAAGUCAUCAGAGAGAACUACAGCGAUCUGCUGGAGCCGGUUUGUCACCAGUUGUUUGAGUUUUACCGGAGUGGUGAGCCGCAGCUGCAGCGUUUCACGCUACAGUUCCUGCCAGAGCUCCUGUGGAGCCUGCUGUCCGUCAGCGCAGCCAGAGACCCGCACACCUCCGGCUGCAUCGAGGCCCUGCUGCUGGGCAUUUACAACCUGGAAAUAGUUGAUAAAGAUGGACAGAGUAAAGUGUUGUCUUUUACCGUCCCUUCCCUCUCUAAACCAUCGGUGUAUCAUGAGCCUUCAGCGAUCGGCUCCAUGGCACUCACAGAAGGAGCUCUAGCCAACCACGGCCUGAGCAGGGUGGUGUACAGUGGGCCACACCUGCAGAGAGAGAACUUUACCGCACAGAACAGGUUUGAGGUGCUGACCUUCCUGUUGCUGUGCUACAACGCCGCUCUGAGCUACAUGACGUCCACCUCCCUGCAGUCCCUCUGCCAGCUCAGCUCCAGGGUGUGUAUAUGCGGUUACCCAAGGCAACAGAUACGACGGUACAAGGGCAUAAGCACGCGGCUCACUGUCACGUCAGAGUUCCUGGUCCAGCUCAUAACGGGGAUACACUACGCCUUGUGCAAUGGGGAAGUUGAACUGGGAUCCAAAGCACUGGAUGACGUCCUGUAUCGGGCCCAGCUGGAGCUGUUCCCUGAAGCUCUGUUGGUGGGUAAUGCCAUCAAGUCGUCUCUGCAUGGUGCAGCACUGAAGAGCAACAAUAAAGAGGGUGCACGGAGUAUCCAGGUGGAGAUCACACCCACCUCCUCCAGGAUCUCCAGAAAUGCUGUCACGUCUCUGUCUAUCAGGGGACACCGCUGGAAGAGACAUGACGCAGUGGAUCUGGGUUCCCCGGAUGAGCUGAUGGAUAUUUCAGAGGUGGAUGAAGGGGUGUGGCCAGGCGGAGUGGGGCCUGACAUGACCCCUCCCACCAUCACUAUCAGCAACAGCGUCACCACGUUGAACCUGGGGGCCAAGGCCAUGAAGAAGUGUCGGCUCGGCGUGCGCUCCAGCAAGGACAAGGAAGCGGGCCCUCUAACAACCGGGCGGGCUAACAGCGAGAGCGCAGAGCUCUCCGUCAAGCGGCUGACGCUCACUUCCAGCCAGUCGGUGCCCAAGGCGGGAGCUCUCACCAGCUUGACGCGCACUGCCAGCGCCGUCUUCUCCCGCUCCUUUGAGCAGGUGGCCAGCGGCAACGCCCCUCCCAACAACAACCACACCACCUCUGAAGCUGGCCGCUACUCGUGCAGCUUGCAGGAGGACGGGAUGGGGUACCUGAGUCCGGCGCCGAACCACACGCAGCGCUCUCCCAGCAUCAGCGUGCACCUUGGCUCUGAUCUUUGAACGCCCUGAACCCUCAAUUCUGCGACCCUGUAACCUGUGACCUGGAACUCCAAGCCAUGCCAACAAAAACAGACCACAAACACUCCUGUUGUUUCCCUCGCCACUCCGUUUUAAUGUCUUUGAUCGUCUGUGCUGCUGUCCUGCUCUAUUCACUCACCCUGAGCUCCAUCAGCUCCCACUGCUCCUCCUCUCCUCCAGCAGAGCCUCCUCUGAGCCUGAUGGAUGUUGAAUGUCAGGGUGAGACCACUCAAAGCUUAAAGUGCACUGUCACCGUGAAGUGGCAGCGGGACAAAACUGCACUCCCUGUCAUAAACUGAGGCACUGAAAACUCCUUACUAAGAAGACUGUGUGGAGAAGUGUCUGAAAAGUAUUUGAAUUGGCAUUUGCUGCCCUGCAUGGCUUUUCCAUACAUCCAUCCUGACCUCGCCCUGGCUUUGUCAGACGGCGGUUGUUGAGUGUGAGAGCAAUGCUUGAGUGUGUGUGAGUGUGAGUGUGAGUGUGGUUGUUUUUUAGAUUAAAGGCUGCUGAUUGAUACAAUGAACAAGGUAUGAUUCUACAAAUUGAAACAAGCGUUUCUACUCCUUUUUUAAACAAUUAUUGAUCAUUUCCCAUAGCAAUACAAAUCUCUCCUAUUCUGUGUUUUCCUACUUUGGGAGCAUCACCCAGACUUUCCUUUUACAGCAGAACUUCUGCAUUCUUCCCUUAAAAAUCAUGAAAACAACCACUAAAGAAUCAACCAGUAUGAGAAGAAUCAGUUCUUUGUUUACAGCUGCACAGUUUUGUCAUCAUAAUGACGAUAAUAGCAAUAUUUAUCCUCUCUUCCCUUGCUCCUCUAGCACUUUCCUGAAUUGCUGUGUAUUUGAUGGCACAAGUAAAAAUCCAACUUUUUAAAGAUAACGAGAAAGGGUUUUUGAUUAUAAGGAGGAAGGGUGUGGAUGAUUUAAGUAUUGAAUUUUGCACUUGAGAGAUCAAAUGAGUUGUGUUUUCAACUUUGGUAUUUUCUUAUUAUGAACAAGAGGUGUUUGACUCUCUGCUAUGGUUUUUUUCCUGUGAGAGACGACGUAAACGCCUUGUUGCUCCGUACUAAACUGUAAUUGAACUUUUGUCUAUCUGUGUACGGGGCAACAAGGUCAUCCUCUGAUCCACCCAUUGUUCCAGCUGUUUGUAGUACUCUGGUGAUGUGUUUCCCGUGUCCGUUGUCGUUCACAUCACAGCGUAAAGCAGGGUGAUAUGCUCUUGUACCAAAAACUGAAUUAAACGCCAACCCACCUGCUACAUUCGAUGUCCUAAAUCAAACAUCCAGGCUACCCCGCCCUCAAAGCAAAGUGUUUUCUGUCAUCUGUGUACCUGACCUGUCCAGUGUCCAUACAUGCAGUAGCUUGGUGGGACAGUAACAAUCAAAGUGUUUCUGUAUGUGGGUUUACAGAAUGUGAAAGCUCUUGUUGUACAUCAUACUGUUGUACUGAAGUCGGUUUAUUUUGGCCUUUCUAUGUCUGAAUAACUCACUGCUACAACUUCUGGGAAUAAAGUGUUUCUAUAUUUCA